AUGACUUUAGAUAAUUUAUCAAUUCAGAAUACUUUGAAUUGUAUUAAUAAUACUUUAAAAUGCGAAAAUGAGGCAGUUAACAAUUUACAUCAACAAUAUUUAUCAGAUGAAUUUUCAAUUGCAAAUUUAAUGAAUUCGAUAAAUAUUUUAUAUAAUACUAUAACAAAUGAUGGUAAAAUUAUAAUAACAGGUAUUGGAAAGUCAUACAAAUUAUCAUUAAAAUUAGUUGCUACUUUAAAUUCAUUAUCUAUUCAAUCAGCAGCUUUACAUCCAUCAGAAGCGUUGCAUGGAGAUUUAGGUUCGAUAAAUCUUGAUAAAGAUUGUUUAAUUAUGGUUACUGCAAGUGGAAAUACUCCAGAAUUGAUAAAUCUAUUACCACAUUUAAGUGGUUCAGGUAAUUUACCAAUUAUUUUAUUAACAUGCAAUAAAAAUUCAAAAUUAUCACAAUCACAUCAGAUAAAUUCAUUAAUUUACGCAAAUUUGUUAGCUUGUCAUCAAGAAGAAGUAGUUCAUGGAAUACCCGCGCCUACUAUUAGUUAUACACUAAGUUUGAUCCUUGCAGAUUCUGUUAUUUUAGCAAUGAGUGAAUUAUUUGAAACUGAUUUAAUCAAAAGAAAGAAAUUAUUUUCAAUUAAACAUCCUGGUGGUUCAAUAGGUGAAAAUUUAAAUCAACAAUUUAGUGAAAAAUCAUCUACUGUAUCUUUAUUAAGUUUAAGACAAACAAAUUCCAAUUCCAAUUCAAUACCGCAAUCCAUUUCAUCAAAUUCAUCAAAUAUUUCAGAUGAUGAUAUUGAUAUUUUAAUAACUCAUAAUAAUACUGUUCCAACUACUACUAAUCGAAGAAUAUUAAGUUAUAAAGAAGUUUUAAAUAUUGAUGAAAUAACGUUAUUAAAAUAUAUUACAUUAUAUGAUUCAUUUUUAAUUAAUGAUACAAAAUUAAGUAUAGGGUCAAAUAAAAUCAAAGAAUUAUAUAGGUUUUAUCAAGGUAAUAAUUGGGAUAAAUUUAAAUGGGAUUUAUUAAGAGCAUUUUCUUAA
Insectozyma verbasci is the source of this 1035-nucleotide messenger RNA. NCBI's taxonomy places the organism in Eukaryota, Fungi, Ascomycota, Pichiomycetes, Serinales, Debaryomycetaceae. The record is from the annotation of a GenBank genome assembly.